AUGGGUUUUGUGAUAUUUUCUCUUGGUGCUGUGUUCGCAGCUCUCGGCCUGGAGUGUGUCCGGUGGUGCACGGUGUCUGAACCAGAACGUUCCAAGUGUAAUGGCAUGAGCAAGGCCUUCAGUGAGGCUGGCAUCCUUCCCCCUCUGGAGUGUACAGCAGGGGGGUCAGCUGCUAACUGUACCCAGAUGAUCAAGGAUGACUUGGCAGAUGCAGUGACCCUGGAUGGCCGUUUGAUUUUCCAGGCUGGAAAGGAGCAUGGUCUGAAACCUGUGGUUGGGGAAGUAUAUGAUCAAGAGAUUGGAACUUCCUAUUAUGCUGUGGCUGUGGUAAAGAGAAGCUCCAACAUCACCAUCGAGAGCUUGAAGGGAGCGCGCUCGUGUCACACCGGCAUCAACAGGACUGCGGGCUGGGAUGUGCCCGUGGGCUACCUCACUGACACUGGGCACCUGGCACCCAUGGGCUGUGACCUCCCAAAAGCUGUGAGUGACUAUUUCAAUGCAAGCUGUGUUCCUGGAGCAAAUGGUGUGAACUAUCCCAAAUCCCUCUGUCAGCUCUGCAAAGGGGACUCAGAAGGACAGAACAAAUGUGAACUAAAUUCCCAAGAGCAAUACUAUGACUACAGCGGGGCUUUCAGGUGUUUGGCUGAAAAUGCUGGAGAGGUUGCUUUUGUGAAGCACAGCACAGUGCCUGAAUAUACAGAUGGGAGGAGCCUUUCUUCCUGGGCCCAGCGGCUGCGCUCCCGGGACUUCCAGCUGCUGUGCCGCGAUGGCCGGAGAGCCGAUGUGACAGAGUGGAGAAGCUGCCACCUGGCCCGAGUCCCCGCUCGGGCUGUGGUUGUGCGGCCUGACACAGAUGGGACAGUUCUCUUCCAGCUCUUAAACCAGGGACAACAAAGAUUUAAUGGGGUGGGCGCCAAGUUUCAGAUGUUUGACUCUGCAGUCUACGGUGCCCAAAAUCUCUUGUUCCGAGAUGCCACCACAGAGCUUGUCGCAAUCACAGCUCAGAAUUACCAGGCAUGGCUGGGUGAUGAGUAUCUUUGUGCCAUGCAAGCUCUGAACUGCAACCCCAAUACAAUGCCAGAAAGCCUGAACUGGUGUGUUGUAUCCACUGAGGAGAUUUGGAAAUGUGGUGAAAUGGCUGUUGCCUUUAGAAAAAAGAAUUUGAAGCCAGCAAUUCAGUGUAUUUCAGCCAAGACAAAGGAAGAGUGCAUGGAGCUGAUCCAGAAAAAGGAAAGUGAUGCUGUAGUUCUGGGUGGAGCUGAUAUUUACACAGCUGGGAAGACAUAUGGCCUUGUACCAGCUGCUGGGGAAAGUUACUCUGCUGAUGACAGCAGCAAUGCAUACUAUGCUGUGGUGUUAGUGAAACGAAAUCUGUCCAAUGCAUUCACCAUCAGUGACUUGAGAGGGAAGAAGUCCUGCCACACAGGAUUGGGGAGAAAUGCUGGAUGGAAUAUUCCCAUGGGUGUACUAAUUAAGAGGGGGAUUAUUAAGAACAGAGACUGUAAUAUUCCUCAAGCUGUGAGUGAGUUUUUCUCUGCCAGCUGUGUGCCCUCAGCUGAGCAGGACAAUUACCCAGCAAAGCUCUGUCAGCUGUGUAUCGGGGAUGAGAGUGGAAACAACAAAUGCAGUGCAAGCAGCCAAGAACGUUACUACAGCUACAGUGGAGCCUUCAGGUGCCUGGUAGAGGAUUCUGGGGAUGUGGCCUUUGUGAAGCACUCAACAGUGUUUGAGAACACAGAUGGUAAAAACACUGCUAGUUGGGCCCAGAAGUUGAAGUCCAGUGAUUUCCAGUUACUGUGUCCAAAUGGUGCCCGUGCUGAAGUCACCCAGUUUGCUGAUUGUCACCUGGCUCAGGUGCCAGCUCAGGCCGUUAUGGUUCACCCAGAUGUCAAUGUUUUUGCUCUAUAUGGACUACUGGACAGAGCCCAGGUCUACUUUGGAAAUAGCAGCAAUGGAAAUGGAUUCAAAAUGUUUGAUUCUUCAACUUUUCAGGGAAAAGACUUGAUUUUUAAGGAUUCUACUGUUGAGAUUGUGCCAGUGAAAGAGAGGAGAACAUACACAGAAUGGCUGGGGAGUGAAUAUAUUGAGUCCCUUGAAGGACUGCAAACACCCCAGUGCUCUGGGGCAGCUGCACUAAUCACAGAUGUUGCUGUGCUGCUGGCAGGCACUGCCCUCCUGACUGUAGAGACCACCUCAUGA
Messenger RNA from Onychostruthus taczanowskii (white-rumped snowfinch), 2199 nucleotides. RefSeq names its product melanotransferrin (gene MELTF). Lineage: Eukaryota; Metazoa; Chordata; Aves; Passeriformes; Passeridae. The record is from RefSeq and is a predicted model, not a curated record. Gene Ontology annotation, biological process: iron ion transport. The transcript has 15 exons. Gene Ontology annotation, cellular component: extracellular region; recycling endosome; early endosome. Bases 1 to 2199 code for a protein of 732 amino acids.